AUGAAGAAACGCUUCAUGCUACUCGCCACCUUUUUGGUGGCAUUAGCUACAUCUUCAAAGUCUCGGUGAGUUUUUUCUCAAAAAUUUAGAGAAAUUAUUAUUUCGAAUUUCAGCGAGUCGAAUGAUGAGAUCUUCAAAAAGAUCGAGAAUCUCUGCAAGGCUUACAAAACAACACCAAAGCCUGAGAUUUCGAUCAGCGUCUUCUGGAAGAUCAAAAGAGGUCGGAGUCUGAACAUCUAUGAUAUUGAUGCGAUUUGCAUGCCGAACAAUGAACCUCCCAAUCAGAUUGCGCGACUCAAUAACAUUCUGCAGGACCCCAAGAAAGAACUGGAGCUUCUGACUCGUUUUGCAAUCGAUGUUGCGAUUCGCUGGCCUGAAAAAUCUAAAGACGACUAUAUUCGUAAUUUCAAAGAAGAGCAUCCAAAUCUGAGAGAUCCAGCAAUUCGUAUGGUUCUUCAGCAUUACUUCGAGAAACAUCCAGAGAAGUUAGCCGAAGUUUUGGACAAUCAUUGA
This is a messenger RNA of Caenorhabditis angaria, 513 nucleotides long. Lineage: Eukaryota; Metazoa; Nematoda; Chromadorea; Rhabditida; Rhabditidae. The record is from the annotation of a GenBank genome assembly.